This is a messenger RNA of Carica papaya (papaya), 1146 nucleotides long. Its product is annotated as wall-associated receptor kinase galacturonan-binding protein. The record is from RefSeq and is a predicted model, not a curated record. Gene Ontology annotation, molecular function: polysaccharide binding. NCBI's taxonomy places the organism in Eukaryota, Viridiplantae, Streptophyta, Magnoliopsida, Brassicales, Caricaceae.
UGAUCGGCCAUUAAGAUUUACAUUGAUCUCUCAUUUGAACUCCCACUAGAAUUCCCAUCACAGAUCAAUCAGACUCUAAUGGAUUCUUUCUUGAUGAUCAUCACCCAGAAUCCAAAACCACAAAACAAAAAAUCACCAUCAUCUUCAUGGUUUUUGAUAAUCACAACCCUAAUGUCAUCAUCUAUUUUCACACUCACAGCAGGCCAAUCAAGUCUUUGUAGAACAUCGUGUGGUGACAUUCCCAUAAACUAUCCUUUUGGCAUUGAUGAGGGGUGUGGGAGUCCUUAUUACAGACACAUGUUAAUCUGCUCCGACGCUGGAAAUCUCGAGCUAAGAACACCUUCUGGUAAAUACCCGGUUCGCAGCAUAACCUAUUCUGAUCCUCACAUUCUUCUCGUUGAUCCUUUCAUGUGGAAUUGCCUAGAUGGAGAUAAUUUUCGACCCACCAGACCUUUUAGCCUUGACACAAGCACCCAUUUCACACUAUCUUCUCAGAAUGAUUAUCUGUUUUUCAAUUGCAGUGACGACAAUGUGAUUGUUGAGCCAAAGCCUAUUUUCUGUGAGAGGUUUCCUGAAAAGUGUGAUUCUUCUUGUGACAGUUCUAGCUAUCUUUGCAGACACUUGCCUAGUUGUGCUUCAGCUUUGAGUACUAGUUCUUGUUGUUCUUAUUAUCCUAAAGCUACUGAGUCUUUGAGGUUGAUGUUAAAGUUCUGUGCAUCUUAUACUAGCAUUUACUGGAGAAAUCUAGGUACUACUGCUCCUUACAAUCAGGUACCGGAGUAUGGGAUUCGGGUUGAUUUCGAUCUCCCUGUCACUACAAGGUGCCUCCAGUGUCAAGAUACAACAAAAGGAGGUGGUGUGUGUGGAUUCAAUGCAGAAACAGAGAGUUUCUUAUGCCUUUGUAAGGAGGGAAAUGUCACCACUUACUGUAACGAUGAUAGGAUUUCUAGGCACAAGAAUGCUGGAGUAAUUGCAGGGACGGUAACAGGAGUUUCAGCAGCUGGAGCCAUAGGCAUCGGAGCUGGUGUAUGGUACUUGAGGAAAAUAAGAGCUAAAGCACCAGUUACAUGUGGGGUUCAAAGCAAUGAGACAGGCUUUUUUAAGUAUAUCAUCAAUGGAAUCAUCUUUCGUUUAAACUUCGUAUAA